Messenger RNA from Musa acuminata AAA Group (dessert banana), 1019 nucleotides. RefSeq lists its product as uncharacterized. NCBI's taxonomy places the organism in Eukaryota, Viridiplantae, Streptophyta, Magnoliopsida, Zingiberales, Musaceae. Bases 142 to 798 code for a protein of 218 amino acids. The transcript has 6 exons. The record is from RefSeq and is a predicted model, not a curated record.
UCGCCGGUGAUCGAAAGCCAUGGCGGGAAAGGAAGUGCGGGAGUACACCAACCUCAGGGACCCCAAAGAUCGGAAAUGGGGGAAAGGGAAAGACAAGAUCGACGACGAGGACGUCACCUUCCAACGGAUGGUGGCUAAGGCAUGCGUGUUGGAAACAUUUUCUUUGUUAGUGUUCUGAUAACGUGCCCCGGCAGGGAUAUUGGCUUCUCCUGUUGGGCGGUUGAUGCUAGCAGAUGCAGGAAGUUGCCGGUGAACGUGGAGGCUACCUUCAUGGGCGAGGCGCUUUGGACAGCGAUGACUUGCUAUAUCUUAAAGAACAAAUGGAAGCCGAGGAAGAUGCCGAGCGUCUUCUACGGCGCACUGAAAAACGGGCAUUUGCUGCAUUUAAGAGCUGCAAGUUUGGCGGACUCCUCACCUGCACCUUUGCCCCUGCCACUUCGGGUUGAACCGAAGCCAAAGAGUGGCAUAAGGCAGCAAGAUCUCUUGAAAAACAUCAUUGGAAUCAAACCUAAGCGGCAGAAGGUUUCGAGCCCUGGUUCUUUGCAACCUGAGCAUUCCACCCAAUCUUUCCCUGGAAGAGUUGCGUCACCUGCAGACAGUGAAGGAAAGCUUGGGAAGAAUCUAUCUCCCACGAGGCCAUGCGAAACACAGAAAAGUUCAUGCUUGGUGGCUGCCGUUGGGGUGCACAAGAAACAGGAAGAGCAGGAGGGUAAAGAUCCUUCCAUGAAAUCAAAGGGUGCAGAGGAUGCAGUUAAAAGUUUGCUAGGUUUAGCUUAUGAAAGUUCCGAUGACGAAUGACCAGAGAAAAAAUAUGCAUGCAAUUUUGUUGCAUCUCAUAAAAUUUUAGGCUGUUUGUUUUUCAGUUUUAAACCUUGUUGACCUAUUUAUGUAAUGUGAGGAAUGUUGGUGGUAAAUAGGAGACUGCUUUUCUCAAAAAAUUAUUCCUCUUUUCCCCAAACAUCAUAUUUUAUUUGAUGAACAAAAAGUUAUGGCUCUAUACAUGGCCAAUUCUUUUCCCA